AUGGCCCCAAAAAUCUCAACUUUGAGAUCAAUUAUUUUGCUUCUAUUAGCAUUAAUGCUCUCUUUAGUCACAAAUAUCCAAUCCAAACCAAGCAAACAGAACGCCUUUGAGUUUAUCAACAACGUGAAGGGAUGCCAUAAGGGCCAAAACGUCUCCGGACUCCACCACCUCAAGCAAUAUCUUGAGAACUUUGGCUACUUGCACAACGAUGACGUCGUUCAUCGCAACCACAAACACGAUAACAACGUCGUCGCCAACAACCACGCCAACAACGACGUUUUCGACGACGCCUUAGAGUCCGCCGUCAAAUCCUACCAAAGGAACUUCCACCUCGAAGUCACCGGAACCCUAGACUCCGCAACAGUGAAGCAGAUGACCAUGCCAAGAUGUGGGAUCCCGGAUGUCAUAAACAACAACAACACCAAGAAGUCAACCUCUUCUGAUAAAAAAGUAUACAAAAAUCGCAAGCUCAUAAACUUUGUCUCUCACUACUCUUUCUUCCAAGGAAACCCUCGUUGGCAAAAAUCCCGCUUGACUUACCGCUUCCGUUCGAGCGCAUCGGCGGCGCCCGGGAUGGAGAACGUAAGGUCCGCCUGCGCAAGUGCGUUCCAGAAGUGGGCACGUGUGAGCCACUUCACGUUUGAGGAAGUGUCGUCUAGUUCACAGGCAGAUAUUGAGAUCGGAUUCCACGGCGGCAACCACGGGGACAACUAUCCGUUCGACGGGUUCGGGGGGACUCUGGCCCACGCCUUUGCGCCGAGCCGCGGGUGGCUCCAUUUCGACGCCGACGAGUCUUGGAGCGUGAACCCGGGUCGGAACCAGGUGGACUUGGAAUCUGUUGCGGUGCAUGAGAUAGGGCACGUUCUUGGUCUCGGUCACGAGCCCAACAUUCCUAAUGCGAUCAUGUAUCCGACCUUUUCCUAUGGGGCGACCAAGAGGGAUUUGCAUGAAGAUGAUGUGAGAGGAAUACGUGCUUUGUAUGGUUUGAAUUGA
Molecule: messenger RNA, 993 nt
Organism: Morus notabilis
Lineage: Eukaryota; Viridiplantae; Streptophyta; Magnoliopsida; Rosales; Moraceae
Product: metalloendoproteinase 1-like
Exons: 1
Coding region: 1-993 (330 amino acids)
Biological process (GO): proteolysis; collagen catabolic process; extracellular matrix organization
Cellular component (GO): extracellular matrix
Molecular function (GO): metalloendopeptidase activity; zinc ion binding
Source: RefSeq, a predicted model, not a curated record